Messenger RNA from Owenia fusiformis, 1699 nucleotides. The record is from the annotation of a GenBank genome assembly. Lineage: Eukaryota; Metazoa; Annelida; Polychaeta; Sabellida; Oweniidae.
GAACAAAUUCACUUGAAAUGCGCUAUGGGAGCAUUGAAGUUGGCAGCCGUUCUAGGUUUAGUUUCUGUUCUAUUGGGAUACUACUUUCUCAAGGACACAGAUGUCGAACCGCCUAAGAUGGCUGACCAAUGGUGGGGGAAAGGGGCAACACCGAAAGAGGAUUCAAAGGAUAUCAUCAAAUUCGAAAUUCGUGUUAAUGCAACGGAAAUCGACGGAUUGAAACUAAGACUAGAGAACACGAGGUAUUUUGAGGCGCUUGAAGACGUCCAGUCGUUUCAGUAUGGGUUUCACGCGACAUACAUGAAACAAGUGGUAAACUAUUGGAUGGAGUCGUAUUUACCAAACUGGGCAAAACACGAGGAACAUUUGAAUAAGUUUCCACACUUUAAAACAAUGAUUGGUGGAAUAAUGGUGCAUUUUAUACAUAUUAAGCCUAAACUUAAAACAGGUCAAACGUCCACACCACUUGUGUUAAUGCAUGGAUGGGCGGGAAGCGUGUAUGAAUUCUACAGGGCGAUUGAUCUGUUGACUGACCAACGUUCAGAUACUGUAUUUGAAAUCAUAUGCCCAUCCAUUCCUGGUUUUGGAUGGUCUGAAGCACCUCAUAGAGCAGGUUUCGACCAGGUGGCCACUGCUCGGGUUUUUCUUAGACUAAUGGAUCGUCUAAAACUAAACAGGUUCUACAUUCAAGGAGGAGACUGGGGAUUCAUUGUAGCUAAAUAUAUGACACUGUUACAACCAGCCAAAAUUCUGGGACUUCACAUGAAUAUGGCUGUAUACCAGUUUCCAUGGAGCCCAACUCUUGGUGGAAUGGCGCGACAGUUGAUUGCUGAUAAGUUCCCAGCUUUGUUUGUGAAAACAGAGGAUAUGUGGAAGGUCAUCAACACUGCUGAAAAACUAAUGUUUUGGGUUCAAGAAAUGGGUUUUUUCCACUUGCAAGCUACAAAACCGGAUACAGUAGGGUUUGGCCUAACGGAUUCACCAGUUGGUUUGGCAGCUUAUAUCCUUGAGAAAUUCUCGACCCUCACUAACGAAGACUACAGAAAUGCACCAGACGGAAAUCUCGAGAAGGAUUUCUCAUUAGAUGACCUACUCACGAACGUCAUGGUCUACUGGACAACAAAUACUAUUACGUCAUCAAUGAGAUAUUAUAAAGAAUUCUUCGAAAGAGAGGGAAAUGAAAAGUUCAAUGCAAAGGUUAAAAGUGUUCCUACUGGAUUGGCAUGCUAUUCGAAUGAGGUUGGUGGAUGUGCUCCCAAGGAAUUCACGGAUCUAAACUAUCUCAAUACGAUUCACUACUCAGAUGCCCCGAAAGGAGGCCAUUUUGCGGCGUUUGAGGUCCCCGACUAUUUUGUCAAGGAUAUCAAGACAUUUGUUAAUAAGGUUGAGAAACUGAAAAAGGAUGAGACAGAAUAAAUCAGUGUAUAACUGUUUGCAUACAGAAACAUGAACUUUGUAUUUAUAAAAUACAUGCGUGCAAUAUACAGGGGGCAACGCCAACUGUGCAGAGCUGUUUGCCUCAUAUAUUUGGGAAGAAACUUGUCUGUGAUCAGUUAUAAUUAAUCCACAUGAUAAAAUCAUUCCAAUUGCAAAGAUGUUUCUCUGUCAGUGAUUAAGUGAGUAUUUCAAAAGAUCAGUGUCAGAAAAUUAACUGUAUUUGCACAGUUGGGGGAGGGGGUUAAAAACCUUAAAAGUUAGC